Messenger RNA from Schistosoma turkestanicum, 3699 nucleotides. The record is from the annotation of a GenBank genome assembly. NCBI's taxonomy places the organism in Eukaryota, Metazoa, Platyhelminthes, Trematoda, Strigeidida, Schistosomatidae.
AUGCUGAUUCAUGAUAAAGAUUGUCCAGAAGGUUAUUUAUUACGUUUAAAGAAAAAUCAAAAUGUGACCUCAGAGUUCCUAGAUGUUGUCUUUCAUAAAAUUCCAGAUUUACGAGUUUUUCAUGCACAACUUCAUUCUGAUCUUUAUUUGAAUCGUGAGAAUUUUAUUCAACUUGGACAAGUAUUUCUAGUCAAUGCAAAACAUUUUGAAGAGCUCUAUGUUGAUUUCUGUCUUAAUUAUCCAAAAACUGUUCGUCUGCUUGAAGAAGCACAAAAAUCACGUACAGAUACUUGGAUAUGUCUUAACAAUUGUCAAUUAGAACUACAACACCAACUUCCUCUUGCUACAUAUCUUCUUAAACCAGUACAACGUAUACUCAAGUAUCAGUUACUUUUGCAGGAAUGUGUAAAAUAUGUAAGUCAAAUAAUAGAACUAUUAAAUUCAACAUCACCAACACCUGAUAGACAAUUGUUGACAAGUAGUAGCACCUUGUGUCUUUCAGAAUAUGACAAUAAUGGUAAUAGGAUAUGGUUGGAGUUUUUCAAUGAUUCUAUUUGUACAUUAAGACAAGCUUUAGAACGUAUGAUUCAGGUUGCGGACCAUAUCAAUGAACGUAAACGUUAUCGUGAAUUAUUAGAUCAACUUCGGAUUACUCGAUUAGAUGUUGAUAAUUGGGGCGAUCUAGUAUUACGUGAUCAUUUUCGUAUACCCGGUAAAAAAGAUCUACGUCUUGUUCUGUUAUUUCAAUGUGCACUUAUCUUAUGUAAAUAUACACCGUCUACUUCUACUUCGACUGGUAUCAGUUUGUCAAGUUCACAGUCCAUGCAUAUACAUUGGAGUAAUAAAGCUAAUACAAUGACAACCACAACAACAACAACGACAAUGAAAUCACGUGGUGGAUUAGAUAGAGGAUUAGGAAAUUCUAAUCUCACAGUUAGAUCAAUUGAAAUACGUGAAGUGAUUAGUUGCGCUAAUUUAAUGCUAGUUGAAUGCAUUGACAAAGAUCCAUUAGCAUUUCAUAUAUUACCAUUUGAUAAUCCUAAAGCUCAACGUACUCUACUAGCCAUCAAUUUAGAAGUGAAACGUUUAUGGUGUCGUGAAAUAAAACGUUUAAUAUUAGAAAAUUAUGAUGCAGCUAUUCCGGAGAGAGCUAAACAAAUUGUUCUCAAUAUGGCUGAUUUAACUUAUGGUCCUCCCAUUAAAGAUACAUCUGAUCUACCUAUGAGUUUGUGUAAUUUACAACAAGUUGGAACAUUUGAUUUUGAACAAGACUGUGCCAGUGAUCGAGUACAUCGUAAGAGUGAUACAGCUCUUCCAAAAGAUAAUUGUUCAGCUGAUUCAUUGGUAGUAUCAACAACACCAGAUUCUAAUGAUGCAGAUUUUCGAUGUAUUGCUGUAGAAAUAAAUGAAGAGAAAUUUGGCCUGUUAUCACCUGUCACUGUUCCUACUCUAUGUUCUGUUGAUGAAGCGAAAAAGAAUUCAGUCUCUUCGUUAUCGAAAUUAAACACAAAUUCUUUAAAUUCUCAUGUAAAUAAUUCAGAUAACCACAAAUCUUCUGUUCCUACUACACCUCCUUCUUCACAACAUUUAUUGCAUUAUUCUUCAUCAUCUACUUUUUCACCUACUCAACGAUCAUCAUCAAUAUCAUUAUCUAAUAAACUUGUAAAUAAUCGUGAUCGUACAACUUCCGUUUAUAUUGAUUGUCCAAGUGCAUCAUGUUAUGAUGUGAUUACAUUUGGUCGAACCUAUGAACAAUACAUUGCUAAAGCUCGAGCUAUGGUAGCUUUAUCACCAAAAGAUUUAGAUGAAAUAUUUAGUCCAUUACGACAAUUAGCAUUUAGUAGUAGUAGUAGUAGUGAUCUUGACCAUGAACACUCUCAACGCUCACUUCAUCAUCAUCAUCAUGAUCAAGAUGAAUCAUCAUUAUCGUCGAAUGUUACCAAUGCAACUGCCUCUCCAUUAGUAUUAAAUACAAAUGUGAAUUCAGUGAAACAAUUCUCUGACGACACCAUAUCAACAACUAUGAUUCAAGAUCAAAAUUGUCUAACAUCUAGAUUAAAAUUAUCUUUAACUGAAAUUACAUCUCCUGUAGAAGAAUAUAAAGAUGAGUUUUUUAAUAAUAAUAAUAAUGGUAAUGAUAGGAAUAAUGACUGUUAUUCGUCAGGUGCUAGUUCUCCACGUCAUUUAGUUAGUUGUAUCGCUGUAACACAUAAUAAUCAAAAUGGAUUCAAUAAUAAGUUAAUAACAAAAAAUAUAACUGUGAUACCAAACAACACCUCUGAUACUUCGACAAUGAAAGCGACAAAUUGUGUAUCAACUGCCAGAUCAAAUUCACUAUCAGGAUUUCGAACAACGGAAUUAAAAAAUCAUAUCGAACCAGUCGGUAAUUCAGAUCGUGGACGAAGACGUUCGAAUCUAGAAUCAGUGGAUAGAACUAUCAAUCGUCAAAAUUCACAUAUUCCUCCUAUCAGUUCUAGAUCACCUUUAAGUUCACCAAAACGAUCUCAACCAUAUUCAUCUGUAUCAAAUGGUCGACUGAUAAAUAAAUCAAAUGUUUCUAAACCACCAAGAUUUGUAAAUUAUAACAAUUCAUUGAAAUCUAUUGGGAAACCAAUUAAAACUAACCACAAUCAAUCCAUAGAAGAUGGCAAACAAUCGAUACAGAAUACAACAAACAAGACUUCUUCUUCUUCUUCUUUGUCACUGAUGAAUUCAUCAAAAGAAGUUAAUGUUGAUGAUGGAUUGAAUAAACGAGGACGUCGAAAAUCACGUGCACCUGCUCCACCAAUUAAAUCGCUGGAACAUAUUACUAACACAACAAUAACAGCUAAGACUUUUAGUAUGACUAGUACUACUAUCACUUCUACUACUACCACUACUACUACUACUACAACUACUACAACACUGAAAGCUCCAUUAGCAGUUUCUGAGUUUGGCAAAGAGUUUGAGGAUGAGGCUGAUGAAGAAUGUACAAAAUCUAUUCGUCAAGGUCAUGCACGUGCUGUAUCGACAUGUUUAUCGACAACAUCUAUAAAAUCAAAUAUUUCUUAUUCAACAAGUUCUCGACAAAUUGUCUCUAAUUCAUCAUUUCACAAUAGAAUGAAUACUAUAAACGGAAUAAAUGCAGAGAAACCAGUUAAACCACCUAGAAGACUUAACAAUAAUACAUCCACUUCCACUGAAACUGUUCAUACAAAUGAAAAGAAUAUUGGUAGUGUAAAUUAUUCUCCAACUUUAAAAACUUAUCGUAAACCUCCUUUAUCACAGAAUAAAUUUCCUCAUGAUAUCUCUUUUCAACAUAAAGGGAUUGUGAAGGAUAUGAUAAAUAAGUUUCAACAAGCUUAAAUUUUCAAUAUUUUUUUCUCUGUUUCUCUCGAAUAAUCUACUUUUUAAUGUUGUUACUGUUUAUAUUUUUAACUACAAGAAUGUAUCACCUCUUGACAACUGACUGACUGAUUGAUGAACUCUAUACUGACCGGUUUCUAUAGAUUCUUUUCUAUUUAAUUAUCAUUCAUGUAAAAAAAAUUAUGUAUAUUUUUUUCAACUACUUUAUAAUAAACUAGUAGCUAAAAUUAUUCGGUGAAAUUAAAUUGUACUGCUUGUUUCUUUUGACAUACGCAUUUUUUUCAAAAAAAAAGAAAUAAACCUGUAACAUUAUUCUAAUCUGUUUUUAUUAAAAAAAAAUUUGUUUUUAUGUGA